UCUUUUUUCUAUAAUGGUUUUCAACAUGAUGGCAUAUACACCUUUUUUUAAAUUAAUAAUAACUUAUUAAUUAAAAAUAAUCGAAGCAUAAUACUUUAAGAUAACAUGGAUGAUAUUCCAUAGUUUUUACUGUCUAAAUUUCUCAUUUUUAGCAAAAAUCGACAUACGUCCCUUUUUUAUAAUGGGUGCAAUUUAAUUAUCUAUAAAUGUUGUAUUUAGAAUCUGAAUAUGAAAGUACUAUACCAUCAGCAAAAGAACCAUUGGCUUACAUGUCUGGCGGUUAGUCUUAUUAAAUCCCAUGUUUCUUUGAAACCAUUUGCAAUGUGAUUUGUUUGCUGUAAACUAGGCUCAUCAUGUUAUUUUUUAUAUUUUAUGUUAUUCAAAAACUUCUUCAGUCAAUUUUAUAUUAUUAACUGAUUGACCUUUUUUUUCGGUCUUCGGCGUAUUCGAAGCAAGAUGGCCUGAUUUCAAUUUAUCAACUAAAGACACAUUUCCAACUUAUAUCCGCUUAAAUCCAGCUAAUCACGUAAUCCAAUAAUCUAAAUAUAAAAGCUAUUUCUCCUAAUUCUAUUUCUCCUAACUAAUUCUAUUUUUCCUAACUAAUUCUAUUUCUCCUAACUAAUUCUAUUUCUCCUAACUAAUUCUAUUCCGAAAACUCAAAUAUGUCUGAACUAUCAAUGGCAAAUAUCAAAUCCCUCCUAGAUAAUCAAAAAAUGAAAUUCUACUUGCUAUCAAUACAAAUCUGAUAAAAAUAACUAAUGGUAUUUCUGAACUGAAAGCUACAUAUGCUGAUAUUAAAACUACAGUAGCUAAGAACACAAAAGAUAUUACUGAACUACGUAAUCAACUCCUCGACUUAUCCAAAAAUAAUAAAUUACUUUUGGAAGAAAAUGAAAAAUUAAAAAAGGACUUAGAUGACCAGGUUAACAGAAACCUAAGGAAAACACUUAUAUUUAAAAAUAUCCCUUAUGAAAAUAAGAGUCCUGGAAUGACACAAAAAAUAUUGUGGCUAAUACUAUUGCCAAAGCAGCGAAUGUAGAUCCAAGAUCUAUUCACGAAAUGAUUGAACGCUGCCAUCGUGGAAAAGUUACUAACCGCCUUAAACCAAGUCAUGUUUUUUUUAAAUUUCACAGAUGGUCCGAUAGCGAACAUACUAAAAGAGUGUUUGCAAGACCCAUCAACAAUAUACGAGUUGAGCAGAUGUAUUCGAAAUCACUAACUUAUCGCCGCAAUGAAGCAAUGAAGGAACGUCGAAGGUUAAUUGAAGAAAAAUCAAUCGUAAGCACAUUCCUUGAAUAUCCAGCUGUAUUAAAGGUCAAAUAUAAGAAAUCCGACAAAUAUUCAACAACAAAAUCGUUCUAAACCUACGAAUAUCUAAAGGUUUAUUUUCUUAUUUAUUUUGUUAUUUAAUGUUAUUUAUUCAUGUUUACGCCGUAUAUAUUUAUUUAUUAGCGCACAGUUCUUUUUAUUUGUUUAUACUCAAUACGCAAUUUUGCGUACAUACAGUUAUAAAAAUUAUAAAAAAUUAUAUAAUAAAAAAAAAAAAAAAAAAAAAAAAUGUGCGUUUUAAGCAUAAAAAAAUUAACGACUUUUCAAUCUUAACAAAAAUGUGCGAUUAGUUGAUAAGUAUACUCAAGGUCAGAUUGCUUUCAAUCAAUUGUAAGAAAGCUCACUUACCGUGUUGUUUUUGUUUUUGUUUAUUAUUUAUUAUUAUUUUAAUAUUUACUUUUUUAAUACUAAUAUUAUUCAUCACUUUUCUUAAUCUUUAAUAGGCUGCUGCUACUUACGUUUAUAUUAAUAUUGUUACUUAUAUAUCUUAUCGCCAUAACCAUUCACCGUAAUGAAAACUACAAAUAGCAGAUGUGCUGUUUGCAAUGUAAAUGUCAAUAAAAAUCAGAAAGCUGUCUUUUGUGAUAGCUGCCUUAAUUGGGUCCACCUAAAAUGUAACAAUCUCAAUGAUAUUGAUUACCAAAUACUAAAAAAUUCCUCAAAAAAUUAUUCUUGGUUUUGUAUAAAUUGUUUAGUCAGUAUCUUUCCCUUCAAUAAAGAAACUAUAAUUGACAACGAAAAUCUUACUAAUGUUGACACCAAAGUAAAAGAGAUUUAUCAAGUAUCAGAUUUCCCUAUUUACUCAAUCUUUAACACAUUUAAUACACAUGUUGAUAACAAUAGCAAAUCCCAAAAUCUCCCAAUAAACAGUUAUUAUACUAAUGUUGAUGAUUUAAAAUCUAUUGCAGCUGACAAAUCCUCAUUCAAUGUAUUUCAUAUCAAUAUCUCAUCACUCUCGAAACAUUUUGACGACUUUGAAAAUCUACUCCAAUCAAUAAAACUUGAAUUUGACAUAAUUGGUUUAUCAGAAACCAGAUUGAAUAAAAACAGGCCUCAAACUAGCAACAUAACACUUAAUGGGUAUUCCCAUGAACACACACCAUCUGAAUCACAUGCAGGUGGUGCAUUAUUAUAUAUAAAUAAUAGGAUCGCCUAUAAACCCAGAAAUGAUCUCCUCAUCUAUAAACCAAAAGAGCUAGAAUCUAUCUUCAUUGAAAUCAUAAAUCCAAAAAAAUCAAAUAUUAUUGUUAGCUGUAUCUACAGGCAUCCAAAAAUGUCUUUGGACAACUUCUUAUCCUUCUAUCUUAAUCUUUUACUCAAAAACUUAACAAAAGAAAAUAAAACUAUAUUUAUUUUAGGAGAUUUUAGCAUUGAUUUGUUAAAAUGUGACACAGAUUUAUAUGCAAAAGACUUUUUAGACUCACUCACCUCAAAUUACAUUCUUCCUCACAUUAUCCACCCUACUCGUAUCUGUAAAACAUCAAAAAACAUUAAUUGACAAUAUCUUCUCAAAUAUUAAAUCAAAUAAAUAUAAAGCUGGGAAUCUUACCACCACUAUCUCAGAUCAUCUUCCCCAAUUUCUAAUAGCUUAUAAUGUUCUUAAACCACCACCUAGCAAAAAACUCCUAACCCAGGAAAGAAACUGGAAAAGUUUCAAUGAAGUAUCAUUUAAACACGAUUUUCACAAAACUAUUAUAGAUAAAGAAUCAAAAAUAUACCCUGAUAACUGUACUCAGUCUCUCGAGAAUACUAUCUCCAAUAUUAAUUUGUUGCUUGAUAUCCACGCGCCUUUUAGAAAGCUUAACAAAAAAAAAAAUUAAAUUCAAGACUAAACCAUGGAUAUCUGAUGAACUCAAGCACUCUUUACAGCACAAAAACAAGCUCUUCAAAAAAUAUAUUAGGUCUAAAAAUCAAACAAAUAAAACCAUAUUCCACAAUGAGUAUAAAAUAUUUCGUAUUAAACUCCAAUCUAAACUCAAAGAAAGCAAAAAAAAAUUCUUUGAUAAUUAUUUUACUGAAAACAUAAAAAAUAUAAAGGCAACCUGGAAAGGUAUCAAAAACAUCAUUAAUAUUAAAAGCAACUCUUACACAACUCCUAAUGUAAUCGUACAUAACAAUAUAACAAUAACAAACUCCUUUGAUAUUUGUAAUACAUUCAACAACUAUUUUACUGGCAUUGGUAGGGAUGUCCAGGCAACAAUUCCUUCAUCCAUGAACCAUUUAACAUAUUAUUUAUCAAAUCCUGCUCAAAAAUCUUUCUUUAUAAAACCUACUGACGAACAUGAAAUCUCAAAAAUUAUCAACUCUUUAGACUCAAAUAAAGCUUCUGGACCAAAUGGUCUACCAGUUAAAAUUCUAAAACUAUUAAAAACUGAACAUUCAAGAAUUCUUUCUAACAUUUUUAAUACCUCAUUCUCAAGCGGUAUUUUCCUAGAAAACUUAAAAACUGACAAAGUUAUACCUAUUUUUAAAAAUGAUUCAAAACUAAUAAUGUCAAACUAUAGGUCAAUUUCUCUCCUCUCCAACAUUGAUAAAAUUCUUGAAAGGCUAAUGUUUAACCGCUUAUACGAAUACUUUAAUAAAAAUAAACUGUUUUGUGAGCUACAAUUUGGUUUUUGAACAAACUACUCUACAUCACUUGCUUUACUAAGUCUAACAGAAAAAAUUAAAAAUUCUCUAGAUGAAGGAAUGUUUGGAUGUGGUAUUUUUAUUGAUCUUCAAAAAGCAUUUGACACUGUAGGUGUUGACAUUCUACUCUAUAAACUAUCCUACUAUGGUAUUAGAGGAGUUUCAAACUCCUGGUUUAAAUCUUUUCUAACUAAUAGAACUCAAUUAGUAUCUAUUGGUGGAGUGAACUCAAACUUAAACAAUAUCAAAGUAGGUGUUCCUCAGGGAUCUGUCCUUGGCCCUUUGCUGUUUCUUAUUUAUAUAAAUGACAUGUCUAAAGCAUUAAAAUUUUGUCGAGUCCAACACUUUGCAGAUGACACAAACCUUCUCUACUUUAACAAAAUCUGUAAAAAAAAUCAACAAAUAUGUUAACUAUGACCUUAAGAAACUAUGCAAUUGGCUUAAUGCAAUCAAAAUUUCCCUCAGCUCCAAAAAAACUGAUUUAAUAUUAUUUAAAAGUUCCCACAAAAAAUUAGACCAGCAGAUCAAAGUUAAAUUAAAUGGGAAAAAAAUUUGUUGUAAAAAAUUUGUUAACUACUUGGGUAUAAAGCUAGACGAAAACUUAAACUGGGCUUAUCAUUAUAACGAUAUCUCUAAUAAGUUGAAUAGAUCCCUUGCCAUUCUAUCAAAGACGUUUUAUUAAACAAAAAACUUUAAAAUCUAUUUACUAUGCUUUAUUUCACUUCUACCUCACAUAUUGCCUUUUAUCAUGGAGUCAAAAUAUGAGUAUUAUUAAUCGCCUAUUUAUCAUGCAGAAAAAAGCAGUCAGAGUUAUUGAAUUUCUUCCAAAAUAUUCACAUACAUCCACAUCUUUUAACACAUUACAUAUCUUAAAAGUAUAUGAUUUAAUCAAAAUUGAAAACUGCUUAUUUAUUCACAGCUGCCUUAAUAAAAACUGCCUCCUAUAUUUGAUGAAUGGUUUACUCCACGCAGUGCAAUUAGCAGUCGAUUUACAAGAAAUUCUUGUAGCGGUGCACUGAGUGUGCAAACAUAAUACAAAAUCCUAUAGUAAACAAUCCUUUAAAUACUCUGCAUUAAUGAACUGGAAUCAACUUCAAAAUAAAUUAAAAACAAUCCCUUUUUGCAAUAUUAAAAAAUAUACUCUCAAAACUAAAUUAAAAUACUACCUGAUACAUCAUGAUAAAUUAAAACAAUAAAUGAAUCGUUGGUAAUAAAAGAUUUAUGACAAUAGAAGUUAUAAGAGAUAUGAUAUAAAUAUGAAUGUUAAAUAAUAGCAACCUUAUGUGAAUGUAUUAGCUAGCUUGUUUUUUUUUGUUUGUUUUGUUUGUUUUGUUUUUGUUUUUUUUCGUUUUUGUUUUGCUCAUGGUCGCUCUCCUUGAUUUAGCCAGGCUAUAUGAGAGUAAACCAUCCAGAAUAUAGACUAUGCAUACUUUUUUUUAUUUAUAUUUCAUAACAUGCUUAUUGUAAAACAUCUAUAUUCUUGGUAAAUAUAUUGCCUUUUGUUAUUAUAUUCUUAUUUACUAUAUUCUUGGUAAAUAUAUUGCUUUUUUUUCAACAUCUAUAUUCUUGGUAAAUAUAUUGUUGUUAUUGUUGUUGUUGACCUUAAUAUAAUACAAGGGUUGAACUAAGAGAGCGAAUUACAAUUUUUGUAAAAAUAUCUGGUCUUCAAAGUUUCAGUUGAUGGAAAAUCAUGAAUUUAUGGAAGAGGCUUUAAUUUGUUAGGUGAACUAGCUACAAAUGAAACUUUGAAGACUAGAUAUUCUAUAACUCUAGACUUUUUAUCUAGAUGAUAUAUAGAUAAAUUAUGAUUAACUAGAUAGUUUUAUAAUUUGUGAUCGUUUAAUUUAACCGUUUUAAGAUAAUUAAAAUUUUUUUUCUUGUUAAUAAAAAUAAUUAUUUCUGAGUAUAAUCUUUUGACCAAUCUCCUGCUAAUAUUCUUGACUAUCAUUCAUAUGUCAUAUUUAUUAUUAAUUUUUCUCAGAAACAGCUGUAUUUCCAAUUGAACCGACAUUUUUUUAAAUAUAUAUAAAUAUAUUUUAUAUACAUUGUAUUUUUCGACAUUGUAUUUUUUAUUUUAGUUACAACAAUAAUUAUACUUUCGUAAGAAUAAUUAUACUUUUGCAAGAGCCGUAAAUUGCUCCCGUAAACCGUUUUAGGGGAGUGUAGGACGAAAGCAAGAGCUGAAGCUCUCGCUUCUCGCCGAGGCCUGUAUAUGUAUAUAUAUGUAUAUAUAUAUAUAUAUAUAUAUAUAUAUAUAUAUAUAUAUAUAUAUAUAUAUAUAUAUAUAUAUAUAUGUAUAUGUAUAAUUGUAUAUGUAUAUACAUUAUAUGUAUAUAUAUUAUAUGUAUAUAUAUAACUGUUGCUGCUAAGGAUCAACUUAAGCAGUAUUUAUUUGAGUUAUCAAAAUGUGUACAUUGUCAAGUUUGAACUUCUGAAAAGAGGCACCUAUUAAGUUAAUAGGUGCCUCUUUUCUUUUUCCUCUUUUUUGUGUGUGUUAAGACUUAAUAGUAUUAACCCACAAAAAACUUGGACGAAAACUGCUAAAUGACUCAAGUUUUAUUGUAGCGCAUCUAACCAUUUUGCAGCUGUAGGACACGAGGAUAGUGCUUUUAUAUAAGAUGUUUGUUUAAGUUCAACAAUGUGAACGAUUUAGAUUAAUCAAAUAAGCACUACGUUAAAAGAGGCAUGUUUUAAGUAUAAUGAUUUUUAGCGGCAAAUUGAAUGUUAUAUCUUAAUAUUUUUUUAUUUAAAGUAUAUUACCAUGCUGCAUAGAAAGCUUGAAAUAAUUAGAAAUUGUUUAAUAAUAUUUCUGUAAAUAACUUGAUCCUUUUCAGUGAUAAUUUAUAUCUGCAUAUAGUUAUUUUUAGAUCCCUUUGAAAAGCUACGGUUUCCACUAAGCCAUGCUGAGUACCAAAAACUGUCACUUGGUCUCUUGUGGGAGAUAAAAAAAAACUUCGUAAAUUGUAAAAGGAUAACCAUGCAAUAAAAAUGAUGGCAACGAUGGAAGAUUUUAAUGCCUUUGAAAGAGAGUUGUUAGACGAACAGAAACGUUCAAUCAUG
Messenger RNA from Hydra vulgaris (swiftwater hydra), 7017 nucleotides. RefSeq lists its product as uncharacterized. NCBI's taxonomy places the organism in Eukaryota, Metazoa, Cnidaria, Hydrozoa, Anthoathecata, Hydridae. The record is from RefSeq and is a predicted model, not a curated record.